Bombus huntii is the source of this 1036-nucleotide messenger RNA. Its product is annotated as tubulin glycylase 3A-like. Bases 60 to 659 code for a protein of 199 amino acids. Gene Ontology annotation, molecular function: protein-glycine ligase activity, initiating. NCBI's taxonomy places the organism in Eukaryota, Metazoa, Arthropoda, Insecta, Hymenoptera, Apidae. Gene Ontology annotation, biological process: cilium assembly; protein polyglycylation; cilium movement. The transcript is spliced from 4 exons. Gene Ontology annotation, cellular component: cilium. The record is from RefSeq and is a predicted model, not a curated record.
CGAAAGUUGAUAUUAGACAGUGGUUCUUAAUAACCAGUACGCAACCUCUUACAGUCUGGAUGUACAAGGAUAUUCUGCUUCGUUUCGCGUCGAAAGAUUUUACUCUCGACAAUUUCCACGAAUCGAUUCAUUUAUGUAACACGACUGUGCAGUUGAAGUACAGAAAGACAAUAAAGCAGAACGCACAGAUACCCAGCGAACUUCACUGGAAUCUUCAGAAAUUCAAGGAAUACUUGAAAAAUACCGACCGAGAAUCAGCAUGGGAGGGACUCAUUAAACCAGGUAUCAAGCAAAAUUUAAUUGGCGCACUUCUGGCAUCCCAAGAAAAUAUGGUCAAUCGAAAAAACAGUUUCCAAUUAUACGGCGCUGAUUUUUUAAUAAUGGAUGACCUAUCGGUCUGGUUAAUCGAAAUAAAUACAAAUCCACGAUUGCAUCCUCCGAGCAGUACUGUUACCGAGGAACUUUAUCCAGAAAUAAUAGAAGAUACUAUUAAAGUGGUUAUAGAUCGUCGUAAAAAUAAAAAAGCUCCUCGUGGUAAGUUCGAGUGCAUCUUCAAACAACGCAGUCCAUUUUACGGGAACGUUCUAGGAAAAGGAGCGAGUCUUGGAAUUCGCGGCAAGGCACUACUUUCAACAGCAAAUUCACCUCGAAAACUAUAAAAAAAAAACAUCAGCUUUUCAUAUAAAAAAGUAUUCCAGUAGGAUGACAAAGGACAAUUAAAUAAGAUUUAAUAAAAACGUUUAUUUUACAAGUAACAAUGUUUUUAGGUAUACAAUCCUAAAUGAACAGAUCUUUUUUCGUUAUAUCAAUACAUAUCUAUACACAAAUGCGCACAAGAUAUACUGGUUCAAGUCCAAGAUAUACUGUUGCAUUCAUAUGUUUUGAUGCGUACAAAAUGAUCCAUUCAACAUUGCAUUUGUCUUUUCAUAUUCCUUACUUUAAUUUUGAUUAGAAAGAACAUGUUUACGUCAGUUCUUCUUUAUUUUUUGUUGACAAAACGAAUUCUAUAUUAGGUUCUAAAUGUAUGCAUAUUCCA